Molecule: messenger RNA, 864 nt
Organism: Budorcas taxicolor (takin)
Lineage: Eukaryota; Metazoa; Chordata; Mammalia; Artiodactyla; Bovidae
Gene: UPK3A
Product: uroplakin 3A
Exons: 6
Coding region: 1-864 (287 amino acids)
Source: RefSeq, a predicted model, not a curated record
AUGCCUCCGCUCUGGGUAGUGCUGGCCCUGGGCUGCCUGCGACUUGGCUCCGGUGUGAACCUCCAGCCCCAACUGGCUAGUGUGACCUUUGCCACCAACAACCCCACCCUCACCACGGUGGCCUUGGAAAAGCCCCUCUGCACGUUUGACAGCUCAGCGGCCCUCCACGGCACCUACGAGGUCUACCUUUAUGUGCUGGUCGACUCGGCUAGCUUCAGGAACGCCUCUGUGCAGGACAGCACCAAGACCCCUCUCAGCUCAACAUUCCAGCAGACCAAGGGGGGGAGGACAGGGCCCUACAAGACUGCGGCCUUUGACCUGACCCCAUGCAGCGACUCACCCAGCUUAGAUGCUGUCUGGGAUGUGUCCCGGGCCUCGGAGAUCCUGAAUGCCUACCUGAUCAAGGUGGGCACCAACGGGACCUGCCUGUCGGACCCAAACUUCCAGGGCCUCUGCAACCCACCCCUGUCCGCAGCUACGGAAUACAGGUUCAAGUAUGUCCUGGUCAAUAUGUCCUCGGGCUUGGUACAGGACCAGACCCUAUGGUCAGACCCCAUCCGCACCAACCGGCUCACCCCGUACUCGGCGAUAGACACGUGGCCGGGCCAGCGGAGCGGGGGUAUGAUCGUCGUCACGUCCAUUCUGGGCUCCCUGCCCUUCUUCCUGCUCGUCGGCUUUGCUGGCGCCAUCGUCCUCAGCCUCGUGGACAGGGGCGAUGCUGACGGGGCAACAAGCCACGACUCCCAGAUCACGCAGGAGGCUGUCCCGAAGUCCCUGGGGACCUCGGAGCCUUCAUACACGUCUGUGAACCGGGGGCCACCCCUGGACAGGGCCGAGGUGUAUGCCAGCAAGCUCCAGGACUGA